Molecule: messenger RNA, 757 nt
Organism: Camellia sinensis
Lineage: Eukaryota; Viridiplantae; Streptophyta; Magnoliopsida; Ericales; Theaceae
Source: RefSeq, a predicted model, not a curated record
GUUCACCAACUUAAGAUAAAGUUUUUUUUGCUUGUUUGUUUUCAAACCUCUUUUCUCUGCAAGUUCUUUUCUUCCUCUUCUUUUCUCAACACAUCAAAAACAUGAAGGUGGUGGUGACAUCAAGAGAAACAAUCAAGCCAUCUUCCCCAACUCCAGUCCACAAUCGAAUUUUGCAACAAUCUUUCAUCGAUCAAAUAAACAUCCGAAAUGUUAUCCCAUACAUUCACUACUACACAUCAGACGAUUGUAUCAGACCCACCUCCUCGGAAAAAUGUCACCUCUUAAAGAAAUCCCUCUCCGAGGCCCUGACUCGGUUCUACCCUUUAGCAGGGGGUCUCAGAAGCAAUCUCUAUAUCGAGUGCAAGGACAAUGGUGUCCCCUUCUUGGAAUCCAGAGUCCAAUCCCAACUCUCAAACUUUGUUCGAAACCCUAACUUUGAUGAUCUCAACAAGUUUCUUCCUUGUGAUCAACUAGAUGAUGCCGGCGACAUACCCUUGUCAGUACAAGUCAACGUCUUCGACUGUGGCGUUGUAGCCAUCGGUUCGUGCUUUUCUCACAAAAUAGCAGAUGGGUUGUCUGUAGUGACAUUCCUCAAUUUCUGGGCUAAGCUUGCUAGAGGUGUUGACGUCUCCAAUAUGCCCGUUCCUCGAUUCGACAUGCCACAUUUUUCCCACCAAGAGACAUUUCAGAUUACAAAAGAAGUUCGGGCUCCACGAAAGAGAAGACUGUAGCGAAAAGCUUCGUGUUUAGCGACUCU